Messenger RNA from Ascochyta rabiei, 2085 nucleotides. RefSeq lists its product as uncharacterized. The record is from RefSeq and is a predicted model, not a curated record. The transcript has 2 exons. NCBI's taxonomy places the organism in Eukaryota, Fungi, Ascomycota, Dothideomycetes, Pleosporales, Didymellaceae. The coding region runs from base 1 to 2085 and encodes 694 amino acids.
AUGAAAGGUUGGAAUGGGCACGGUGACGCACUUGUAGCCCCUCCGCGGGCUCCUGCAGGCUCUCGCUUCCUGACGGCCGCCUUUGCUGCCUUUGUUAUGAUUGCUGCACUGGACACAAUCUUUCCCAGCCUCAAGCAUCACCUCAUUCCAGAGCAGAGCGGCCGGCCAUCAUCAGAGCCAGGCCACGCCGCGAAGUCGUUUCAAUGGUCUCUGAUAUCACCUCAGACGUAUCUCGAGUUCCACGAAUGCUUUGAUGGGUUCGAGUGUGCGAAAUUGAGUCUGCCUUUGGACUACUUCAAUGGCACAUAUCCGAAUGAUACUGUCAACAUUGCCGUUGCAAAAUUGCCCGCCAAGGUAUCAGUUAAUGACCCUCGUUAUGGAGGUCCGAUACUGCUCAAUCCCGGAGGCCCUGGAGGUCCGGGAGCUCUGUUCGCGCUCUCUAUAGCAAAAUCACUACAGCUUGUUGUUGAUGGGGCUUCUGACCCUGAUCUGACAGGGAGAGAUGCGCGGUUCUUUGAUAUCAUAGGUUUCGAUCCUCGCGGAAUUGGUGAGACUGAGCCGGCCGCCGCAUGCAUAUCCGACCCUGCUUCGGCAUGGUCUUGGAGACUGAGAGAGACCGAGGAAGGUAUAUUAGGUAGCUCAGAUGCUGCACUCGGUCGACUGUGGUCCAUGACCCACGCUUUCGGCUCCUCUUGUAAACAAGCUUCGGAUGCUGAGGACGGACCAGACAUCAAGCAGUACAUGACCACUGCUUUUGUUGCUCGAGACAUGCUGGAGAUUGUCGAAAAGCACGCUGAGCAUGUUGCACAGCAAGCCGCUCAAGCCAAACACAACCAAGGCAGACGAACCGAUUGUCCCAAUGCUGGACAUAUGGAUUACGAGCCCGGAAGGGCUAAAUUGCAGUAUUGGGGUUUCUCUUACGGCACCCUUCUCGGUUCUACGUUCGCGUCCAUGUUUCCCGACCGCGUUGGACGCGUCGUUUUGGAUGGCGUCGUUAACGACUACGACUACAAUCAUUCUCUAGGCAAUGGUAGUCUGGUAGACAACGACAAGGCGAUGAAAUCUUUCUAUUCGUAUUGCCUGCUUGCCGGAGUCGAAGCCUGUCCCCUUGCUGAGAAUGCCACCACUUUCACCGAGAUCAAGGACCGUAUCCAGAAGAUUGUAAUGUCUUUGUACCACAACCCAUUCAUGCUCAGCUCAGCAGAAGGCCCAGAGGUAUUCACCUACUCCGAUCUCAGGGCCGCCAUUUUCAGCACAAUCUAUCAGCCACAAAUCAGUUUCCCAGUCCUUGGUAAUCUUCUCCCGCAAAUCGAGGCUGGUAGUGGCGACUUGAUCGACCUUCUUCAAGGACCUUUCCGAGAUGCCCAUACUAUUUCAUGUGGUGUUAACGGAUCGGUCACUAAUCCUGUAUCUUACACCGCUGACGUUUCCACCGUCGCGAUCCUCUGUGCCGACGGCAUCGACCAUCAAGGCUCUGGAAUUGAUGAAUUUGUUGAGUAUUGGGAGUUUCUCCGAAACAUGUCUACCACAGCAGGCGAUGUCUGGGCUAUUCUGAAGAUGAAAUGUAUGGCAUGGAAGAUUCGCCCAAGCCACAAGUUCGAGGACGAGUUUGGUGCUUCCACAAGCAAUCCUGUUCUCUUCGUCAGCAAUACUGCGGAUCCUGUCACGCCGCUGAGAAGCGGCAGGCUCAUGCAAUCCAAGUUCCCGAACAGCGCGCUGCUCAUCAAUGAUCAGGCAGGGCAUUGCUCGUUCUCAGUUACGAACUUGUGUGCUUAUGACAGGAUCAAGAAUUACUUUCAGACUGGCGCUUUGCCUGCACCAAACACGCUUUGUGUGCCUCCACCUUCGGUCUAUUCACUCAACUCAACGGAUCCAAAGUCCCCUUUCUAUGAUCCGAGUCUUCAGACUAGCAAUCAAUUUGUAACGGAUAGUGAGAUCAGCAUCGAGCACCAAAAAAGGCACAGUGCGGCGAAGAUGCUGCAACGUGUGAUGAUGGAGAGCGACGCUUUUGGAUUCAGUGGUUUAAUCAGUGGUAAGAGGGGAACAAGGGUUCAAAGGCUUGCUGCGGCGAGAAAACCUAGCUGA